CCAAACCCCUUCCCCUUCCCCACACCACAAUCUUCAAACAAGGUUUUCGUGUUGGCCAGUUUGGCUUCGUGUUGGUCUUCCCCUGCUUGGGCGAGCCAGGUGUCGAGGCGUGGAGGACUUAACUUAGUCACUGGAGUUUUCUUUGGUAAACAUAGAGUGGAGAACAUUUUGUUUUUUUCAAGUUGUCAAAAAGCUGAAUACCUUUUGUUGUUCACCUCUAAAAAUGGGGAUUCGUAACUUUCGUCCACCAAAAUCGCGUGAAGAGUGUCUACUGCUCGAGUAGGCACAUUCGAACAAAUUUGGAGCAUUGGCUAUAAAACUGACAUGUUGAUUGUUGAUGGGAGUGUGUCAUCUAUAGUGUCGAAUUGGAUCUCCCUCUGGAUGCUUCCUGUAUCCAUGAAUUCCGAAUACCUCCUAAAGCUCUUAUAGGAUUGCAUUCGUAUUGUCCUUCCAUUUUUACGCUUUACAUGCGGUGCUUGUUGACGUAAGUGUACAUGCCAGUAUACUAAAAGUUGCCUCUCAUUCAUUUGCAUCAAAGCUACCCAGGUUUCAAUUCUGCCAACACUGAAAUCAUUGCAGAUAAAAGCAGCGAAGCCUCGAAUAAAUUGCUGAUAAGAUAGCUAGGCAAUCAUUCGGCUAGCAUGGACGUAGCACAUUGUUAUUUAAAGGGGAAUGCUGAUGCUGUGGAGUUUUGUCCGUAUGAUUUGUAUCAUAACGUUUUGGCGGUAUCCACUUACACAUUACAAGAAGGUUGUCAGCCCAAUCGACAUGGAAGCAUAUCACUUUUCAAUGUUGAUGAGGACAAAGGCCACCUUGACAUGGUUUUUAGUGAGGAAACUGCUGGGAUUUUUGACAUAAAGUGGAGCCCACCUGGAGGACGUUUGAAUCCUUUUCUAGCUCAAGCAGAUGCUGAUGGAUACUUGAGAAUUAAAAUGCUGGAAGGUUGCUCUAACGGUGUGGAAGGGGUUACUCUAAAGGAGAUCAUUAAGGAAAAAAUCAGCAACUCUAUGUGCUUGUACCUGGAUUGGAACCCUUCAGCCACAUCUAUCACAGUAGGACUUUCUGAUGGCUCUGUGUCUAUUGUUUCUGUUCUUGAAUCCAAGCUGGAAAUACAAGAACAGUGGAAGGCUCAUGAUUUUGAACUUUGGACAACCUGCUUUGAUACUCACCAACCAAAUUUGAUAUACACUGGCUCUGAUGAUUGCAAGUUAAGUUGUUGGGAUUUGCGAGAUAGACCUCCUAAUGUGGUAUUUCAAAGCUCUAAGGUCCACAAAAUGGGUGUUACUUGCAUUGAGAAGAGCCCCCAUGAUCCAAAUAUCUUGUUGACUGGUAGCUAUGAUGAAUUCCUAAGGGUAUGGGAUUUAAGGUCUCUCUCAAAACCCCUUAACAAUACUUCAAUUAGCUUAGGGGGAGGAGUUUGGAGGGUUAAGCAGCACCCCUUCAUUCCAGGCUUGGUCUUGGCUGCAUGUAUGCACAAUGGUUUUGCUAUUGUUGCUAUUAAAGGUGACAAUGCUGAAGUAUUGGAAACUUACAACAAACAUGAUUCUCUUGCUUAUGGAGUAGACUGGCAGAAAGGUGAAGCAAAUCAUUUAGGUGGGAAAACCAAACCAUUGAUGGCUACUUGCUCAUUCUAUGACAAACAUGUUCGGGUGUGGAGGUCAGCAAAUGAUAUUAUCUUGUAGAAUGCUCAUUCUUGCUUAACUUUAACACAUUAGGAAAUGUGAUGCACAGUUUAUUUAUUCAAUCAUGGUUUGCAUUAUUUUGACAA
Molecule: messenger RNA, 1768 nt
Organism: Vigna angularis (adzuki bean)
Lineage: Eukaryota; Viridiplantae; Streptophyta; Magnoliopsida; Fabales; Fabaceae
Exons: 5
Coding region: 642-1682 (346 amino acids)
Molecular function (GO): protein binding
Source: RefSeq, a predicted model, not a curated record